AUGGCUGCUUCUCUUUUGGGUGCUGCUGGGUUUGCCCUCACCCUAGUAGUGGAACCCGCCUCUGCUGCCGAGCUUCCAUUGAUGAUGGGUUCUUCUUCUUUGCCGCUCUAUGAACCCCCAAAUGCCCUCUCUUUGCCCACAUGGGCCAUCCACGGUUAUGGCAAUGAUCGUCCGAAACUUGCAAUGUACAAGAACCGUUUGCAAGAGUACACUAAAAAAUCAUCCAUUCCACUCCCAGUUUAUGAAACAAUUAAUAAAGGAGGAGUUCCACAUGAGCCAAGGUUUAGGUCCACUGUCCGGGUGGAUGGAGCAUCAUAUACAUCUCAUGAUGUAUUUUCACAACGAAAGGCUGCAGAGCAAGAUGUUGCUAGGAUGGCAUUGGAUGGUAUAACACAAAAGAUACUUAUUCGUGAGGAAACAGUCUUUUGCAAGUCUAUCCUCCAUGAAUUUCCAGUCUUUUGCAAGUCUAUCCUCUCUGAAUAUGCAGUCAAGAUGCAUCUGGAGAAACCCACUUACAACACAACUUGGUCAGUGGGGUUGCUUCCACUUCGUGUAUCUGCUUUGGUAUUCAAUAGUGUUACUUACACUGGCGAGGCAGGCAAAAACAAGGAGGCUGAACAGUUGGCAGCACGGAAAGUUAUCCUGUCAAUUUUGGAUACUUCCGACUUAAGAACUGUCAUCACUGAGAUCAUCAAGUCUAAAGUGAAGGUUAAUGAAGGAGACUCCACCCAGAGUGGCAUUAAUCCUGUGGCAAAGAGCACUGCAGGAACUAUUGUUUUUGUGCCUCCAGCUCAAGCCCUCGAACAACCCCUGGAUAUUGGUUCAAGUUCUACCAAAAAACGACGUAAGAAGGCUAAAAAGAAAUCUCGGGACGAUGCUCAGUUGCCAGUUGCUGUGGUGGCUUAAAGUCAAAUUCCUUCUUGUUCAGUUUCAAGUUGUUGUGCAAUGUUGCUUUGAAUGAAGACCAUCCUUGUCUCAAGCGUACUAUUUCUUGUUUUUUUUUUUGAACCGUACUUUUUCUUGUUGGA
Molecule: messenger RNA, 1028 nt
Organism: Camellia sinensis
Lineage: Eukaryota; Viridiplantae; Streptophyta; Magnoliopsida; Ericales; Theaceae
Source: RefSeq, a predicted model, not a curated record